Molecule: messenger RNA, 426 nt
Organism: Botrytis fragariae
Lineage: Eukaryota; Fungi; Ascomycota; Leotiomycetes; Helotiales; Sclerotiniaceae
Exons: 2
Coding region: 1-426 (141 amino acids)
Source: RefSeq, a predicted model, not a curated record
AUGGCAUUCGCUCCGAAGCCGUUUUGUGCUACAGUGAUGAUUUUGUUACCUGGUGCAAGGUUUCGUUGGCCUUCUCUUGUAGUCCGAAUGAAUCAACCAUGGCAUUUUGAUGAGUGGAAAGCAAACAGAGCUUACAGUCAAAUGCCAGAAUUGAGAAUUUUGGCGGCAGAUGGAAUGUGGAAUUCUGGCUUAGCACAGCCAUUUGGUCCUUCCGAUAAACCGCCCAAGCGUCGACGAAGAAAUCUCAAGGCAGAGACAAUUCAAACGCCACCAGUUCGUCGAUCAGAUCGAAUCAAGUCCAUGGAGACAAAACAAUAUCUCGACGACUGGAUAAAUGCAAAGAAAAUGCUCUCAUUCAAGACCUUACUUUACAAAGGAGCCGUGGACUUUGGAUUCCGCGUUGCGUCGUACAAUGUACCACUCUAG